AUGUCGAUGGGGAAAAUUCUUGGCGAUCGCAGGUACAGGAUUGGCUGCCCUAUUGCGAAGGGUGCGUUUAGCACGGUGUACCGGUGCGUUGACUUGACCACAGGGAAAGCAUAUGCCGUGAAGGUGGUGAGUCGGGCACUGGUGGAGGCAAAUAAAAUGCAAUGUGCCGUUGUGUGCGAGAUCAACGCGAUGGAAGUGAUGCCCCGCUCAAAGUAUUUGGUGAAUCUCGUGGACAAACUUGUAUCCACGCGAAACUAUUACCUCAUCAUGGAUCUGGUGGAGGGUGGCACGUUGAGCGAUUUGAUUCGUAGUUCCCCCCUCAUGUUGUCGACGCAGUGGUGUCGUCGGAUCUUUAGGCAACUUCUCAAGGGACUCAGCGCCCUUCACGGCUCCAACAUCGUUCACUGCGACAUUAAGCCGGAAAAUUUGCUGUUGAACGAGGAACACACACAGUUGAUAAUAUCAGAUUUUGGGUUUGCGUGCUAUGCACCUCCUGGGCGUCUGCUUCACAGGGCCUGCGGAACACUGAAGUAUUGCGCUCCUGAGUUGCUGCAAUGCGACCCCAGGUACGAUGCCCGCGAGGUCGAUGUAUGGGCUGCAGGUGUAACGCUAUAUGUAAUGCUUUUCAAUACGUAUCCUUUCCAGGGGGAUGAGAAGUGUCCCGACACGCUGGUCCAGGCGGUGAUGGCGGGAAAGUACACGUUUCCACGUCCAGUGUCGCCUAGCCUCGAGCAUCUUUUUUCCGUGAUGCUGCAGCCUGUACCCGCAAAGCGCUGGUCGGUGGAAAGGCUACUCCGGCACACAUGGGUGGUGGGGGUUGAUCCUCCCGUGGCAAAGGCUUCUUCCCGCACAGCCAUUUCUUUAGGCGACAUAGUUCCCAACAAUCAUUGCUGUGGCCACGCAUCAGAGGAGUUUCUUGUGCAGUCUUCACUGGCAAAGGCAUUAGAGGAUGAUGAUUUGUGCGGUUUGUCGCGCCGCUCACGAUCCUGCCCUCUCUCUUCCAGGAAGUUGAGUGGUGACGAGGUGCUUGGCCACACGGGCCUCAAGGGCGAAGUGAAUGGUGGUGCACCCAAAUACAUUUCUGGGAUUGGGAAUAAAAGAGGCCGAAAAGGUAAUGCCAAUAUUAGUACCAGAGCCAGUGACGCCAGCGGGGAGGGAGAAAAAUGUACAGAAUUAGGAGGAGGGGGAGGAGGACUCUCAACGGAUCUUGAUGUCGUUUCAAAUGACAGCUAUAACGACAACAAUAGCCAUAUUUUUCGUACCAUGUCAUUUGUGAUAAACAGCAGCGGUGGAUCGCCCACGUCAUUAUCUACAUCCUCCAAGGUAUCUCGGGACGGCUCCCCUGUGUCUUACACACGCGACUUCAUACUUACCUUGAAGGCCAUUGUUAACUUUUUUUUAUUUUGCACAGCGCUUGUUGUUAUCGGUGGGAUGCGUUUAUUGUUGGAUGUGGACUUCAACGACCUUCCCAUUCCUUCUUUUCUCCGCGCAAUGGUGGAGCGUCUGAUAAAACCGCCGGAGGAUGUUAUUUCGCAGCAUGUGGAGCCUCAACGUAACCGCAAUCAAACACGUGGCGAAAGACUGCGACAGAUGUUUGCUUCAGCAGAAAGGGCAAUAAGUGCUUCUAACCCACGACGCCGAGUGGUGCCGACAUGA
Trypanosoma cruzi is the source of this 1656-nucleotide messenger RNA. RefSeq names its product protein kinase, putative. Gene Ontology annotation, cellular component: cytoplasm. The record is from RefSeq and is a predicted model, not a curated record. Gene Ontology annotation, molecular function: ATP binding; protein serine/threonine kinase activity. The transcript has a single exon. Bases 1 to 1656 code for a protein of 551 amino acids. NCBI's taxonomy places the organism in Eukaryota, Euglenozoa, Kinetoplastea, Trypanosomatida, Trypanosomatidae. Gene Ontology annotation, biological process: intracellular signal transduction; protein phosphorylation.